This is a messenger RNA of Clunio marinus, 180 nucleotides long. The record is from the annotation of a GenBank genome assembly. Lineage: Eukaryota; Metazoa; Arthropoda; Insecta; Diptera; Chironomidae.
AUGUUGUCUUCCGAAAUAAGAAAAGAAACAAGACACGUGAUCAUGAAAUCUUUCCUUAAAGACUUGAAGUUUCGCACUCAAAGAUUUCCUAAGAAUCAUUUCAAGCAAAAAGAUGAUGCUUUGAAAGGUAAUGUAAGGGCAAGGAACGAAAGUAGGCAGAAAGAUGGUUAUGAAUUAUGA